AUGCACACUGAAAGAGAUCUCUCUGGGGUCAAGAUAGAUCAUUCAAUGUAAGAUUUAUAGGAAGGUCAUGAAUACAUAAUGACUUUCAAAGAUGUCUCAGUAAUCGUGGAUAAUGAAGAAUAUGAAGGUGACAUCCUAGAAAAUGUUGAUCUGCAGAGUUCAUUUAGACAAAGACUAAAGAUGAAGAAGCAGUCAGAGAAUAAGGGUGGGGCUAAUAACGAUUUGAACGGAAAAAGAAUACUGCCUUAGUACGAUGAGGACGACGAGGAUGAAGUUGAGAAAAUAAGAAAUAGAAUCGUGCUCUCAGCUGACGGGGAAUAGGGCCUGAACAAGGAUCAAAGACUUGAGGAGUUGAGAGAGAAACUAAACCAGAAAAGCAAAUAAAAGAUCUCACUUGACAUUAAAAAGGUAAAAAUAAUUUACUAAUUUGUUUAUCAGAGCAUAGGAUCAGAUUAUUUGCAAGCUCAAGACUUUGUGGAUCCUGAUGAAACUGAUGACAGCACAGUCAUAAGAAUGAAUGGAAGCAACACUGGGACUGGCUUUAAAAAGAUGAAGAAGACUAAGAUUCUGAAGAAAAGGCAAGCUGAUGAGGACAUUAUAAGCCUACUUGAGAAAACUACUGAGGAAAACGGCAAAGGUGCAUCUGGUCUUGGAACCAGAGAACAGAAGCAAAAGGAGCUUGAAAAUGAAAGAUAAAUAUAGGUUGAAGAGGAAGAUCAGAGAAAGCGAAACUUCAAGAAUGCUACCAUGAAGAAUAAGAGAGUCAAGUAUGACAAUAAAUAAGAUGAAGAGGUUGAAGAUGAAUACUAGAUGAUUGAAAAUUAGCUUGAAAAAUAAAGAUAGAGGACUUUGAGAGACUAGAAACUCAAAGGUGAUGAUUUCAUUAAGUCAGUUUUAGAGUAAAAACCUGAAGCUAACAAUAAUAUGGCUUAAUCUCAAAACGAAGAGAUAUAGAUUCUACCAAGUGCGAGUGUGAAUAAAAAUGAUAAGGUGGAGAUCAUCCAGAGCAUUACAAAGGAUAUUCCACUUAAUAAUAUUCAAUAAUCAAAUGGCUCUUAUGCUAAUGGAAUCAAUACCACUUUAAAUGUUGGAUUCUAAUCAUUAUCACAAGCUAAAGGAGGUUUCACCAGUGUUGUAAAUGUCACUUUGCCAUCUCAAAGAAUUAAAGAAAUAGCUAAACUUAAUGAUAAAUGGUAAAAUCCCAAUCUAUCUACUGCUAAUUAAGGCGUUUCUGAGGAAACUAAAUCAGGUUAAACAGAAGAUCGUAAAGAAGAAAUCAAGGAUGAGAUUCUAGAAUAGUUAGAAGAGACACUUGUUGGAAAAGGCAUUGCGAAUGCUUUAAAAAUAUUCAAGGAAAGAGGAAUGCUUGGAAAGAAUAAAUUUUAUGGCAGAAAUAAGGAUUAAACUUCUGAAGACUUGUUAAAAGGAUUUGGAGAUAAUAAUAAUCAGGAAAAUGAUAGAGUCAAGCUUGUUCAUAUUGACAAGUAAGGACAUAUUCUUACUCAAAAAGAGGCAUUCAGGCAAAUGUGUUGGAAAUUUCAUGGAAAGAUGCCAAGCCAUAGAAAGCAAGAAAAAAGAAGAGCAUAGGAAGAGAUGGAGAACAAAAUUAAUUCUAUUAGUCUUGGACUAAAUCCACAAGCAAAAGUUUUAACCCCUGCUCGAAAAUUGGGAAGUCUCAGUGGAAGUACUGGUACUAAAAAAGCAAAGAAGAUUUGA
Molecule: messenger RNA, 1716 nt
Organism: Stylonychia lemnae
Lineage: Eukaryota; Ciliophora; Spirotrichea; Sporadotrichida; Oxytrichidae
Source: the annotation of a GenBank genome assembly